Messenger RNA from Rhodamnia argentea, 1631 nucleotides. Its product is annotated as glyceraldehyde-3-phosphate dehydrogenase A, chloroplastic. Lineage: Eukaryota; Viridiplantae; Streptophyta; Magnoliopsida; Myrtales; Myrtaceae. Bases 207 to 1418 code for a protein of 403 amino acids. The transcript is spliced from 5 exons. The record is from RefSeq and is a predicted model, not a curated record. Gene Ontology annotation, molecular function: NADP binding; NAD binding; glyceraldehyde-3-phosphate dehydrogenase (NAD+) (phosphorylating) activity. Gene Ontology annotation, biological process: glucose metabolic process. Gene Ontology annotation, cellular component: chloroplast; apoplast.
GCUAUCCACAACCUCAUCCUCUCUCUUUGGUUACACUCACCAGUCACCACCCAACACACACACAUUCCCUUCUUCUUCUACUACUUCUUCUUCUUCUUCACUUGUUACCACUACAUGUUUUAAGCUAAGAUUGAAAAGAGCCCACUUUACACUUUCUCUUUGCUAGCUGCUGCUGCUGCUGCAUUGGGACACCCUUCACUCCAACCAUGGCCUCUGCUGCCCUUUCUGUAGCCAAGCCAUCCCUUCAGGCGAACGGAAAGGGAUUUGCGGAAUUCUCCGGUCUUCGCAACUCCGCCUCGGUCUCGUUCGGGAGGAAGAACUCGGACGACUUCCUCUCCGUCAUUGCCUUCCAGACCUCCUUGAAGGUGGGAAGCAAUGGUGGAUACAGAAAGGGAGUGGUAGAGGCAAAGCUGAAGGUGGCCAUCAAUGGGUUCGGCAGGAUCGGCCGCAACUUCCUGAGGUGCUGGCACGGCCGCAAGGACUCGCCCCUUGAUGUCAUUGUCAUCAAUGACACCGGCGGCAUCAAGCAAGCCUCCCACCUCCUCAAGUACGACUCCACCCUCGGCAUCUUCGACGCUGAUGUCAAGCCUGUGGGCACUGACGCCAUCUCGGUCGACGGCAAGGUCAUCAAGGUCGUCUCCAACCGCAACCCGCUCAACCUCCCCUGGAAGGACAUGGAUAUUGACCUCGUGAUUGAGGGAACGGGAGUUUUCGUGGACAGGGAUGGAGCAGGGAAGCACAUUGAGGCCGGGGCGAAGAAGGUGCUCAUCACAGCGCCCGGCAAGGGCGACAUCCCGACGUACGUCAUCGGGGUCAAUGCCGACCUCUACAACCCGGCCGAACCCAUCAUUAGCAAUGCCUCUUGCACCACCAACUGCCUCGCCCCCUUCGUCAAGGUCCUCGACCAGAAGUUUGGCAUCAUCAAGGGCACCAUGACCACCACCCACUCGUACACCGGCGACCAGAGGCUGCUCGACGCGAGCCAUCGCGACCUCAGGCGCGCCAGGGCUGCCGCCCUCAACAUCGUGCCGACUUCCACCGGGGCGGCCAAGGCCGUGGCCCUCGUCCUGCCGUCCCUCAAGGGCAAGUUGAACGGGAUCGCCCUCCGCGUUCCGACCCCGAACGUGUCGGUGGUCGACCUCGUGGUGCAGGUCUCCAAGAAGACCUUCGCGGAGGAGGUGAACGCGGGCUUCAGGGAGAGCGCCGACAAGGAGCUCAAGGGCAUACUCUCGGUGUGCGACGAGCCCCUGGUCUCUGUCGACUUCCGGUGCUCCGACGUGUCGUCCACGGUGGACGCGUCGCUGACCAUGGUGAUGGGGGAUGACAUGGUCAAGGUGAUUGCCUGGUACGACAAUGAGUGGGGCUACUCUCAGAGAGUUGUGGAUUUGGCCGACAUCGUUGCCAACAACUGGAAGUGAAAAAUCAAAAUCCGGACAUCAUCAUCAUCUUGGAGCUGAUUUUGUUCCCACUCAAGAAAAUGUCUUGUGUAAUUUGGAUUUUUAGAAAGAAAAAAUUACCUAUCUUCUUCUUCUUCUCCUUCUUUUUCCUGAAUCUGUAAUGCGAUUGGGAAUUGCAGGACCACUUCUCAUUUCUUCUCUUUGUUUAUGAAAUAAUUUAGCUUAUAUUCAUUA